AUGUCUCUGGGCACAUUUCACCUCAUGCAGACCCUGAAGAACUCUCCAGCAGCGCUCCGCCGCCGCUUCAAGAGAGACCGCCUGGAGAGCCUGUCCCACGGUGACCCGCUCUUCAAGGUGCACUACCUGGGCACAGAGAAGAUCUUCUCCCUGGACCGGGAGCAGGCUCAGCACGCCAUCCAGCACCUGCUGGAUGGCAUCUCAAACGGGAAGAAACUGGGAAAGGACCACGCUCUGGUGGUACGGCCGCGUUACGUGGAGGUCAAAGAGCUGAGCACAGGGCGGCAGCUCACAAAGACUUACCUCCAGGACAUAGCGUACUGUGCUGCAGAUGCCACCAGGCCCAAUGUGUUCCUGUACAUCUGUAAGCACCACGGGCAGCAGCUGCAGUGUCGAGUCUUCUGGUGCAGCCGGGCCGAGCGGGCCAAGGACAUGACCACAUGUCUGGCACACUCCUUCCAGAGGGCCCUCAGCGACUGGCAGGACGGGUCCAACACACUGGCAGCAAAGACCAAGGGCAUGGAGGAAACUACGAAGUCCAUCACAAAGAGCCACACGCUCCCGGCCAGUAUCGGCAAAGUUCGCUGGAAGAAGAGAGGCUCUGUGUCUCGCAGCCCUCACCGAGCCAUCACCAGAAGGGGCUCCGCAUCAGACAGCUAG
Molecule: messenger RNA, 660 nt
Organism: Knipowitschia caucasica
Lineage: Eukaryota; Metazoa; Chordata; Actinopteri; Gobiiformes; Gobiidae
Source: the annotation of a GenBank genome assembly